CUUCUCCUGUUAUUGAUCCUAAAAAUUAUAGGAAUCAUACAGUCUAGCCCGACAAAGACCAAUGUCGAGUUUCUUCAAGCAAUGUUUAAGCGCUUUCGUUCAAGAAAGACGACAGACUUGGACUCUGCUGCGUCUGAUGCGGAGCACAGCAACAGCAGAAGGGAGUUCUUAGGACCAUCCUCCACUAUUGGCUCUGGCUCCAACCGCCGUACCUCCUCGCCUUCGCCUUCUGGCCUGGGUCUCCACGUGAUUCACCAACCAGAGUUUGCCUGCCUUGACAUUAUUUUCGUCCACGGAUUAGGGGGCCAUAGUCAACGAACUUGGUCUAUGAACCAUGAUCCAUCCCUAUUUUGGCCGAAACUAUGGCUACCAUUCGAACCCGAUAUUGGUAAGGCUCGUAUCCUGACGUUCGGCUACAAUGCGGCUUGGCAUGGCGCAACAAGAAGCAUUGCUAGCAUCACCGACUUUGCCAAAGAACUGUUAUUUGAGAUGCGAUUUUCGAUAGACGAGCAUGGAGCUGAUCUAAACAUCGGGGCAAACCCCAUUGUCUUCGUCGUCCAUAGUAUGGGUGGCUUAGUUGUUAAGAAAGCCUAUCUAUUAGGCCUCCAUGACGAAAACUACAGAAAUGUGAUUCAGUCUAUAUCCGCUAUCAUGUUCUUGUCAACUCCCCAUCGUGGUACUAAUCUAGCGAAAAUCCUCAAUAGAGUGUUAGGCGCUUCCUUUCAAUCGCCAAAAAACUUCGUUUCGGACUUGAAUAAGAGUUCUCCGGCCAUAGAGGAACUUAACGAACAGUUCCGUCAUUUGGCACCAAAGCUCUCCAUAUGGUCAUUCUACGAAACUCUGGCUACCUCUAUAGGACCUAAGAAAGUCAUGAUAUUAGAGAAGGAAUCUUCGGUGUUAGGCUAUCCAGCGGAAAUCUCUAGGCCUCUACAAGCAGACCAUCACAACGUCUGUAAAUAUUCGAGUCCGAUGGAUCCCAAUUAUAUCAGUGUAAGGAAUGCCAUCAAAUAUCUAGCAACACAGUUUCGCCCAAGAGAAACACAAAAAGCUGGUUUACUCACUUAUGAGGCUAUGCCGAAUACCCAGGAGCUUUUCCGCAACUCUCCAACGACCGAGGAUGACUACAACGCGUUAAUGCGUGUCUGGAUUCCCGAUACAUGCAAGUGGUUUCUUGACGAACCAGAAACAAUUUCAUGGCUUGAGCCAUCCUCGGAGUCGCGCGUACUCUGGUUUAGUGCUCCGCCUGCUAAUGGAAAAUCGGUCCUUUCAGCUUUCUUGAUCAACCACUUACGAAACUCGGGCCUCACAUGCCAGUUCUUCCUGUUCAAAUAUUCGGACCGGAACAAACGUUCAGUGGCGGGUAGUUUACAAUCUCUUGCACUUCAGCUAACAAGGGAAAUGGCUCAAUUUAAAAGGUCGUUGGACGGAUCUUCAGCGGAAAGCUUAGGUCUAGAUUCCGAAGACCCUUUAUUGAUUUGGCGGAAUGUAUUCGAGAAUGUGCUGUUUGAUUUAGAGCACCCGGAACCUAUUUACUGGGUGAUUGACUCAUUGGACGAAUCCGACUCCCCGAAGUCCCUUUUAGAAUGCCUGGAGAGCCUACCUAAGGCGAAAGUACCUAUACGAGUACUGAUCAUGAGCCGCAAUACAGAUUCAAUAUCAAUUCAUAUGGAUAGGCUUUCGGAUAUAGUACCUGUGUCUCGAAUAGAAAAGGGAGACGGCAAGUAUAAUCAUCGCGAUAUAGAGCUUCUGGUAAAACGGGAGCUUCGGCACAUGCGUGGCAGCACAGUAUUUCGCGAGCAGCUAGUGGAACCUAUUUUGAAACGCUCCGAAGGCAACUUUCUCUGGACGAGGUUGGUGUUGGAUGAGAUUAUCGGGUGUCACACAGAAGAAGAUAUACGGGUCGUGCUCGAGGAGAUCCCUGACGACAUGACUCGACUUUAUGAACGGAUAGAGGAGAGCCUUAUACGUUCGACAAGGAAGUCCGAUAACCAACUCAUAAGAACUUUUCUUGAAUGGUGUACCUGUGCACAACGCCCGCUCAGUCUAACGGAAUUAUCUCAAGCAUUGCAGCCAAAGUAUCGAGGGUUCCUUGACCUAAAAAGAACCAUCGAAGAUAUUUGUGGGCAGUUUAUACAAGUCGAAGAAAAUGGUGGAGUCAGUACGUUACAUCAUACCGUACGUGAUUACUUCAUGAACUCUUCGAAGAAGUUCUUGAUCAACGCUGAGGAGACGCACGAGAAACUUUUCAUGGAUACUCUUACAGUGAUAGGAGACCCAGACCUUCGGUGGAGAUUAACGCAAGGCGAGCAUGCUCUGCAGUCUAGCGAGCCCUUCGUCUUCUACUCGGCGGUCAACUGGUCGUUCCAUCUCGAUCAAAGUAACUCCACGAGUUCCAAAUGUCUCGAUCUGCUUGUAAAAUUCUUCCGAAGUGAUGCAGUACUGACCUGGAUUCACGCAUUGGCGCUGCUUCAGCAACUAGACGUUCUAAUUAGAGCAUCAAGGGUCAUAACGUCUUUCGUUCAUAAUGUGAAAAAACGAAAUAAUACGGAGAAUCCAACGCUGCAUCGGUUUUCAGAUCUCGAGUUCCUUGAAAAUUGGGUUAUCGACCUUGUCAAACUUGUCGGAAGAUUUUCUCAAACUAUCGUCCUAAAACCCAGGGUCUUAUACGAUGUCAUCCCAUCACUUUGUCCUGCGAAGUCCCUGGUACACCAGCAGUUUUCAAGCUCAGCGAAAAUCAAGCUACUUGGGGAUGUAGACACAAACUGGAAUGAUCACCUUUGUCGCCUUGUCUUGCCUGAAGGGGUCCAAGCCUGGAAAGUCACUUGCGCUGGGAAGUAUGUAGCAGUGCUCGACUCUGCUGGAAUUGUACGAGUGUGGGAUUCAUCUAGCUUCUCUGAGAUUGCAUCUGUUUCACAUGGAGAACCAGUUACAGCUAUGGCCCUGAAUGGAAACGGCACUAGAUUAUCGACUUACGGACUGAAGAACACCAAAAUAUGGAUCAUUCCUUCAGGGGGCCUACUUUCGUCGACAGAAAAUCCCCCAGACACUAAGGCGUUGACAAUAGUCUUUGCCGAAAAUGAUUGCAAAUUACUGCUUGGUGGUAAUGAUAAUGCCAUAAGGCAUAUUCAAUGCGACAAUUUCGAGGGUGGAUGGCAAAUCUUAAAUUUGAAUCUCUUGAAAGACACAACCCGGCAUGAGGGGGCGAUAGUUAAUUCCCCAAUGUGUCUCGCUUUCAAUAAGGACAAGACACACGUUGCCGUGUCAUACAGGGGCGCACCCCUUUCCGUGUGGAGACUUCGUGAUGGGCGCUGCAUCAAUAGGUGCAAAAGAGUACGAGAUUUACGCCGGCCAUCAUUGAACUGGUUUGCAGUGGAUCGGGUCACCUGGAAUCCAAUUACAAACCAUGUUCUUGGCAUCUAUAAGGAUGGUCGUGUCUUCAAAUGGCACCCCAUGACCGACGAAAAUAUUGAGGCCGACGCACGUUGGGCCGCAGAUGAAAUCGCGGCAAGUCCGAAUGGAAGGUUCUUUGCUACUAGCAGAAGCGAUGGCUCAGUUCGUGUCUGGGAUUUCUCGAAUUUUAGCGUCAUUUAUCAACUUUCGUCUGAAAAUUUGGUAACAGAGUUAUCAUUCAGUCCUGAUAGUCGACGAUUCUAUGAUCUCCGUGAUGGGUCCAUAAAUGUCUGGGAACCAAGUAGCCUGGCUCGUUUUUCGGAAUCUGAAGAAGAUUCCAGCGAUAAUAGUAGCGAAGAUCAACCAUCAACAACGCUACUUAAGUUUUCGGAGCAGAGGACAAGUCGAUUUGAAGCCGUAACUGCGUUUGCCCUAGCCCCGGACGACACGCUGUAUUGUGUUGGUUACGAAGACGGAGCCGUGACAUUAUUUCGGAAAGGAAACAUAGACGGGAUCGAUUUAACACGUUUUCAUAACUUCCUCCCUGUAACACAUAUCAAUUGGAGUAAAGACGGAAGAUAUGUGGCAGUUGCAGACCUUGCCGGCGAUAUUCAAGUCAAAAUGCUUGACGGACAUGGCACAUUACCUGCACCACGUAUCGAUCUGAAUCGUCAUAAUAUUGAGGAAAUACUUCUAAAUCACGAUGGAGAAAGGCUCUUCAUCGUAACAGGCGAUCAAUACUUUCUCUGCUCUACCAAAGAAGGCGUCGUCCAAGCUAGUUCCAAAUGUAACGACGAAAAUGGUAUACGCAAGUGGUUAUGUCACCCUGCCCAUCAAGAUAUAAUUCUAGGAUACGGAACAUUAGACGUAUGCGCCUACACGUGGACAGGGAUGGAAAAAUUGUACUCCGCACCAUACUGUGAGACCCAUCACGGCUCAACAUAUGGGACUGUGGUAGAUGACAUGUCAGAACUUAAACAGACGAUUGACAGCAGCUUAUCUUCAUCGGAGGAUUAUAAGGUUAACAGAGUGGUUAGCAAUGCCGUCUUGAGUCAAGAUGGAAGUCAUGUUUUCUUCCAUACUUACAAAGUCACCAGUAAGGGUGCACUUGGAAAUGACACCAUGAUUAUUCCAACCGCCAAUUUACCAGAAAAUGUCAAUGGGGUAUACCUACCCUAUUACUCGGGGAUUUCUCGAAUCCCGGAAGAAAUAUCUUGCCAAAUUCACAUGCCUCUGGGCAUCAUCCACGGAUCAAAUCUAAUAUUUCUGGACCAUCAAUUUUGGCUUUGCAGUUAUUUUAUCGACACCAAGGCGGAUUUGGGCCUCAGUGAUACCUGCAGGAGGUUUUACUUCAUCCCUCGAGACUGGAUUGGACAAAAUAGCGUGGCCAAUUGUGUAUUGACGGAAGACGGGACACUUUUCUGGCCCAGAGAUGACAGAGUUGUGACCAUUGAGUGUAAUCUCUAUGAUACAAGUCUCGCAUGAUUACUUUGAAUGGCGAUUGAUUGCCCGUUGAAUAUUAAACAGAAUCAACGACCAUAACCACCCCUUUUACUUAGCCCCUUUACCCUUUUACCCCUUUUACCCCUGAAAGUACCUAGGUAUUAUUUGAUUUACGUAAUCGAAUUUGAUGUGUCAGUGAGUCAGCAAUGUUUGAAAAGAGUUACCCCUCGCUAAACCGUUUUGGGGCUGAUAAGAUAGGGCGAUAAGAAAUUGAGAUCGAGCCCCUCGACAACUUUUUUUUUCUUGGAUCA
Messenger RNA from Annulohypoxylon truncatum, 5144 nucleotides. RefSeq lists its product as uncharacterized. Lineage: Eukaryota; Fungi; Ascomycota; Sordariomycetes; Xylariales; Hypoxylaceae. Gene Ontology annotation, molecular function: protein binding. The transcript is spliced from 2 exons. Bases 82 to 4875 code for a protein of 1597 amino acids. The record is from RefSeq and is a predicted model, not a curated record.